Molecule: messenger RNA, 6117 nt
Organism: Dracunculus medinensis (Guinea worm)
Lineage: Eukaryota; Metazoa; Nematoda; Chromadorea; Rhabditida; Dracunculidae
Source: the annotation of a GenBank genome assembly
AUGAAAAGUUUAAAUGUGACUUCGUGGCAUCAUCAAACGCCAGAAAGAAGGCCGCUGAAACGGAAUCGCCUGGGACCGCCCGAUGUUUAUCCGCAAGACAUAAAGCAAGAAGAAGACAACUUAGGCGCUGAUCGACUUAAAAAAGGAUAUCAGAUUGCAGUCACCUCAUAUGAGCAUGAUUCUAUUGUUUGGAACGCUAAGAUGCCACGGCUUGAUAAAAUGGAUGACUCAAUGAUUCGUUGUGCACAAAUUAUCAUGCAGAUAAUGGCAAAAAAGAACGAACUGAAUGCAAAUCUCGAUAAAGAGAGAAAGCGUGGUGCUAAGGAAGGAAUAUUUCAAAAUUUCAGUCACACUGUGGGUCAAAGUGUCAAAUCGAAAGAGCGAAAAGAAUGGUUCACUGAUCUUGCUCGUGGAAAAUCGCUAUCUUAUCUUGCCAGACGACCACCUUUCUUUCGCAAAAAGGAAGAUGCAUUAGAAUAUUUAUGUGAUUUUAAAGUACCUGUUACUCGUGCUCUUUGGUUUCUGAAAUUGAUCGCUGUAGGCCAGGGAAUUGCUUCAAAUGUUAAUAAGCAGAAAAAGUCUACAGCCGAUCAACUGGCUGCAGAACAUGCUGUGCUAUUUUCUAAAUAUGUAAAAUUGAUGUUAAAUCAAAUGAGUGAAAGCGCUAAGCUGGAGACGAAUAUCGUUUAUACGGAACGUUGGCCACAUUUUGUUUGCCUAUGUAAACAUGCAUAUGAGGACGGGAUGGUUGAAAGACAAGAAUUCCUUAUGGAUUUAUGCGAUAUUUUUGCUGAUCGUUUUGUCCAGCGAUCUGAGAAUAGACCACAUUUUUUUAUAUUGUUUCGGAUGUUUCUUUCAUUUUUCGCCCAAUAUGCGGAUCAGAUAACGCAGAAUCUUAUCUUAUCCCGUCGAUGCGCGUUCCUAAUUGCUCGACGAUUAGCGAUUUAUAAAAAAGAAUCUGAAGACACUCUAGGAAGAAUAUCAAUAUUUUUUGUUUUCAGAAUUAUCGAUGCGGCUGAAUUAUUCGAGGAUUUAUUGCAGUGUCAGAAACAACGGCCAAUAAUUUUGAUUUUAUGUGGGUUGCUUUAUGGUAUUUUAAUCGAUUGUCCUGGUGCUCUAAUCUGGAAUAAUUUUCAUGUGGCUGAAGGUCGACCGCCAUCAUUAUUACAUCAGCUAUGUGCAUCGCCACUAGAUCAUCUUCCUUGUGAAAUCGAGGCAUUACCUAUGCCUGCUGGAGUAGGAACGGAUAAAAUUAUGCAUUUUAUACAUCUGCGUGUGGAAGAAGUGAAACGACGUAGUCAUAAUGUUGAAAAUCACUGGUCUUUAAAUCAAACACAAAAGGAUGGUUUUGCUCUGAUUGUUAGAGUUUGUCUUGAAAUCCUGGGUGUUUUGGAUUCUGCUCGUCAUGAUCAGCCUCACAGCAUUGAAAGGAUCUACAAUCUGAUUUUCAGUGGGCCUUCUAAAGAAAGUUUUGAACAUGAGCAUGCCAUUCGUGUAAAGGUUUUAUUACAUUGGGCUGUAACUGUGGAAAGGGAAGGUACUCAUCGGGCCAGCAUCGUUGCAAGUGUUCUUGCACUAAGAAUUAAUCAUCGAAAAGGUUUUCGAUUCGGUCAGUUUAAAUUUUUGAAAAAUAUUAAUAAAUUUUUUUCGCUAAUUUUCGUGAAUAUUUUUGCAGGAAAUCACCAUUUACAAGAUAUAUUAGUGGAAUAUUUGGAAACGGAAAGUCCUCAACCAGGCCAACCGUAUUUUUACGAAGAAUUCUCAAACCUUAUGCAUUUAUUUGUUGAAUUAUUGAGGGCAGGUGUUUUUUCUCACGAUUUAUAUGUUAAAAGUCUUAUUACUACGGGAGAAAUGAUGGAAAGUUUGCCUAUUGUCCCAAGAAUAAGAGCAAGGAAUUCGGAUAAAACAAAGUGCAGUCUUAAUCCAUGUUUUGGGGAAAAAUUUGAUUCUACGAUGGCAAUAAAGGACGAAUAUGCAGUAAAUGUCGAAAGAUCUAUAAAAGUCGGAAAUGCUGCAAAAAUACAAGGUUACCGACUGGAAAAGGAUGAAAACCUGUUCACUCAUUCAAUGCUUGGUCCAGAACUCAGCAUACACGAGCGUUUUUUAAUUCAUCUGCCUAUUCCUCAGUUAUCAGAAUAUCGUGGUGAAUGUAAUCAAAGAUUGCUUCUAUUGUAUGGGAUGGGUGAUGAAAGAGAUAAUGUGAAAAAUGAACUUAAGAAAAUAGCUCGUGAAAUUGCAAAAAUUUGGACGAAGCGAAUCGUUGUUGAAUUUUCAUUUUCAAAACCUUCCGAAAUUCGUUUUAAAAAGCGAACUAACAGGGAGCAAAUUAAUGAAUCAAUUCAAAAAUUUAGAUCGCAGACAUAUUACGAUCAAGUAGUUUUAUGUGGAUGGUGUUGUGAUAAUUUCAUAUCGAUGAUUACUGAUUUUGUUCAUCACCAAGGUACUGUUUUACCAACAGCAGAAGGUCUUGAUAUACUAUUGGAUAUGAUGGAACAAUGUAAAAAUAUAUAUGGGAUUAUGGAAUUUGCAGAAGAGUUGCUACCAUUACUUGUUGCUGUUGAGCGAGUAAUUUCUGAACGACGAGUGGAUUGUGUUCCUUCGAUUAUUUCCACACAGCUAGGAUACGUCCUUGUUGGUUACAUCAGUCACAAUUAUUAUUAUUUUCUUUUGUCAGAGAAUGCUCCAGAGAUUGUUAAUGGACUUUAUCAAAUUAUCGAGAGUCAACUAAAGUCUUCAGAUGCGUGUUUAACUGGAUGGGGUCGGACCAUUGCUAUUUUCAUUUUAAAUGCCAAAAGAGAAUUAAUUGAAGCAGCUUUGACAAAUAAGAAAAUCGAGGGAAAGCGAGAAGUACUUUUACGCAUACUUCCUCCACGAAAGCCUUCGUGCAUAUCUGUAAAUGCAAUAUAUCACGCUUGUUUAUUCAAAGAAUCUCUGGAUAAAACGAAGCGGAUUUUCUCCUUCAAUGAUUAUCGUCGUUUAAAUGCAUUAUUCGAUGGACCAGAUGCUCGAUAUAGUUUUGUUAUCAGCGCAUUACGUGCUGCUAAGCAGUGCGAGAGAGAUUUUGAUCGUUUAGUUGAAUUGGCCAAUAUUUGUGGUCACGUAUCAGCUCAGACUGGAAUAUCAGCAGAAUGGUGUGGUGCUAUCCAAGCAUUAUGUUGUUCCAGCGUUGCUGGAAAUCAUGGAUUUGCUGAUUUACUUCUUGCUAUAAAUGUAGAAGAUUCUUCUUGUCAUUAUAGUAUAGCGACUUUUUAUAUGUUGUUAGCUUCUCGCAGUUGUUUUAGUAUGAAUGCCUUAUUUCAUCAACUCCUGCAUACAGCAUUAUCGUCUUUGCUAAAAUCGGAUUCUUCGAAGGCAGAUGUGGACGCUGAAGCUGGAGUUUGCUUGGCACUGCUGGUUUUGGCAGCGAUCGUCUGUCAAAGCGAUGAACCAAUCGAAUUGCCACUAGGAUAUAAUGGUAAAAGUGAAGAAAAAAAAAAAUAUGUAUCGGGCAAUGCAGAUCGAUGGGUUCUUUCUGGUGGUCAUCUUCAUGAUAUCAGUGAUGCUAUAUUCGAUUUAUUAUUCACUAUAUGUUUGUUAGCUGAUUACACCAAAAAUAAGCUCCGCGAUCGUAUUGAAGAAAAAAUUGAUCACUGCUUCCGUCGUGAAUAUAUCUCCCAAAUAUCAAAAGCUGUAUUGAUAGCAAUGUGUGAACAGGAUUGGGUAACACAUCGAAUAUAUCGGGUUUGUGAGGAAACAAAUAUGGACGUUUUCAACUCACACAAAUUAAAGAAGAACUGUCUCGGACAGCAAUUACUUCGAAUGACCUUAAGACGAAAAUGCGAGCAGACUAUUAUACAGGAAUUAACAGUUUGCAAUGGAAAUUCAAAGAAAUCAUUAAUCGAUAAGCUGUUCGAUGUUUUAAAUAUUUGGAAUAUUAGAGCAACAUAUUUUGAUCUCAAAUUAAUGAUAAAAGAAAUAUCGCCUGAAGGCUCAUCUAGUAAGCAUGCUCAACAGCAGGCAAUUGCUGCUGAUGCUUUGAUCGGUGAGAUUGGUAAAUGCUGUCGAGAUCUUUUUACAUUAUCUCGCAAAAGCGAAAGUAAACUGCCGGAGGCAGGAGUUGGUAAAGCCUUCAGGUUAAGGCACAUUACCAAAUACUGGCUGAUUUCACCAUUAGUUCAUGUAUGUCCAAAACCAGUUAAUUUGCCACAGUCUUUUCCAGCGAUUACAGUACAAUCUAAAUUUUUAAAAGAGGCUGCAUCAAUGCUUGACACUGCUAAUGAUAAUAGUAGGGAAAGGAUUCAACAAAGUGCAUGGUUGCUGAGUCAGGAACCUUUCAUUAACCUUGUUCUAACAUGUCUAAAAAGCGAAGAGCAACAACGUGAUGGACUUGUCGGUUCUUUAUUGAAACAGCUUCAAGAUUUGGCCUUAAAAUCUAAAGAGAAUCCGACUUUGCCUUAUUUACGAACAUUUUCACUCGAACGAGAAGGUCUUUUGCUACGUCUUUCAUUGGUCGGUGGUAUGUUUGAUUCAGUAUGUCAUCCAGCCAAUAGUGAUUCUUGGGCCUUACUUCUUUUUCAGUUGAUGCUGUAUGGUGUUGUCUCAAAAGAACGAGAUAGGGUGUUAUUCGAUUCUUGUUAUGAUAUGUUAUCUACCCUUCUGGUUUGGUCCAUAACUGAUCCUAUGAGUGCUAUUCCAAUUAAUUCACAAGAUCCAGAUACUAAAUAUCGAUUCAAUAAUUAUUCAAGUUUUGUAAGGAAGUUGCGAAAAGAACUAAACGAACGAGCUUUGAUUCCAGAGCUGCGAUCGCUUAUGCAGUUUCUCCCUUUGCCUAAACCGUCUUUUGAUAUUAUAACAUGUGAGCCUUAUGGCACCGUGUCUUUAUCACCACAAAAGCUUGCGAAAGGUCAGAUUGGUCCCUCUACCAAAGUAAUAAAACAAGGUUUACAGUUCUCCGAAAAGGUAAAAAUUUCGACCUUUGAUAUGAUUCAAAAUUUUAAUACAGAGGUUUCUGUUAAACGUACAUGGAAUUGGGCGAUGUUUCAGGCCGUCAAAAGCGAUCGAUUACCUAUACCAGUUCAGCGCUAUAUACAACGUCUUAUUCAACAUCAACAUUACAAUGAAUUCGUUAGACCUACAAUUUGCGGUAUGGACAGGCCUCCUAAUUUGGAUAUCUAUUUGUCACCUCCGAUUAUGGAUGUUUCUGAAACACCUAUAAGUAUACAUCAUGUGCCUGCAAACAGUGCUGCUCCAAUCUCAACUUCAGCUUCAGUAGCCUCUAUUUCUUCGACUGCAUCGACUUCUAUUGCUUCCAAUGCAUCUUUAGCUGGAGUGGAUCAAUCAGCAUCAAAUGUUGCGGCACAAAAUCGUGCUUUUCAAGCUGAUAACUCACAAUUAUCAGUGUCUCAAGACCCAAAUAAUGAUGCUGUUAUGUUUGCGCAACCCAGUCAUAUUCCAUCAAUACCUGAAAUGAGUCGCGUUCAAUCAAGUGCAUCUCCGAGAGGAUCGAGAGGUGGAAGAAGGAAGAAUGCGGCAGGACCAGCAAGUAGAUCGCAAGGCACAACGCGUAAAAAACAAAGACAACUGGCAGAUCAAAUGCAGAUGCAAAGUUCCGCACCACAAAUGUCCGGGCCAGUAAUCACUGCUCCUAAUAAUUCAGCUGCAUCUACAUAUGGAUGGGGUCCUCAGCCUAUUCAAAUUUCGCAGAUGCAGCAGUAUUCAAAUAGUUCACAAGCAGGUGCUAUAAAUCAGUCAGAAGAUUCGAAAAUGAAAAUUCAUUCGAUGAUACUACAAAAACGUCAGCAAGCGCAAGCUGCAUCAGGAGGAUCUCAAAACGUUGGAGGAGGACCAUCUAAUUUGGCAGAAAUAAAUAAUUAUCAAAGUAUGGGACAUAGCGAACCUAGUGGUCAAUAUGGAGCUGCUAUGUUGAUGAAGAUGGAAAAUCCUAACAUUGAACAGCCGUAUUCAAUGGGGCCACCGCAAAUGGUUUUGUCACAAGAACAACAAACAACACAAUUUGCACCUCAACAGCGAGUUUAUUCUCAUCAGCAAGCGCAGAAUGCCUCGAACAUGUUCGAUAAUCGUAUGAUGGCUCAACAGGCAAUGCAGUAUGGUCAACAACAAUAUCAACAACGCUUUUAA